AAGAAAGAGGAAAGUUUCAGCAGAGCAUAUAAACGACCAUACCGCAGUCGUGAUUUGUUCUGUGACAGUCAAUCAUGUAGAUUACUGACAAUCUUACAACUUUGGUUAGAUUUUUGUUGUUGCGCAUUCUACGUAGCAUUCUGACUUUAUUUAAAUAUAGAAUCUACAACAAUGGUACAUCAUUGGCGUUACUUACAUAAAGAAUAACGUUCGCGUGUAAUGGAAAUCACAUGAAUAUCUAUCCUUUUAAAAUAUCGUUUUUUUAAGUCCUCAAGAAACGAAAUACUUCUUUCACAGCAAGGAGGAGACCUGGAAUAGAGAAAACACUGAAACAAAACAGAAGGCGCACAUUUUGAUUAAUGCAUUUUCUUUAGCGUCCGAAAUUCGCCAUGGCAGUGCACGCACUAACCGGGCUCUCAAUGGUGAGUUUCCUGAGCCUUGGUUACCUGUCCUGGGACUGGGUGAAGCCGGAUCAGAUGGAGAACGAGCCCUUUUCGGACUUCAAAGGCAGGAAACCCGAGUUCAAGCCCAGGCAGCCACCGCAUAUUAUAUUCUUUAUGACGGAUGACCAAGGCUUUCACGACAUUGGCUACCACGGCUCGGUAAUACGCACCCCAACGCUGGACAAGCUCGCCGCCGAGGGCGUCAAGUUAGAGAACUAUUACGUUCAGCCCAUAUGCACGCCUUCACGCAGUCAGCUGAUCACGGGCAGGUACCAGAUCCACACGGGUCUGCAGCACUCCAUAAUCCGGCCGAGGCAGCCCAGCUGCCUGCCCCUGGACCAGGCCACCCUGCCGCAGAAGCUCCGCGAGGCGGGCUACGCCACCCACAUGGUGGGCAAGUGGCACCUGGGCUUCUACAAGAGGGACUGCCUGCCCACCAGGCGAGGGUUCGACUCCUACUUCGGCUCCCUGACGGGCAGCGUGGACUACUACACCUACGCCUCCUGCGACGGGCCGGGGGUGUGCGGCUACGACCUGCACGAGGGCGAGGAGGUGGCCUGGGGGCGAGGGGGCAAGUACUCCACCCACCUCUACACCCAGAGGGUGCGCAAGAUCCUGGCCACCCACGACCCCCGCAAGCCCGUCUUCAUCUUCAUGUCCUUCCAGGCCGUCCACACCCCCCUGCGCCCACCCAAGGGCUACAUCUACCCCUACCGCGCGAUGGGCAACGUGGCCCGCAGGAAGUACGCAGCCACCGUGUCGAUCGUGGACGAGGCGGUGCACAACGUGACCUACGCCCUCCGCAAGUACGGCUACUACCAGAACAGCGUCAUCGUCUUCUCCACCGACAACGGAGGCCAGCCCUUCACCGGGGGCAGUAACUGGCCCCUGAGGGGGAGGAAGGGGACGUAUUGGGAGGGGGGGGUCCGCGGGCUGGGGUUCGUCCACAGCCCCCUCCUGCGGCGGAGGCGAAGGGUGAGCCGGGCCCUGGUGCACAUCACCGACUGGUACCCCACCCUGGUGGCGCUGGCGGGGGGGAACGUCUCCAGGGCCGACGGGCUGGAUGGGUUCAACGUGUGGCCCGCUCUCAGCGAGGGCCAGGAGUCGCCCCGGCGGGAGAUCCUGCACAACAUCGACCCGCUCCACACCCGGGCGCCGCACGGGUCCUGGAGGGACGGCUUCUGGAUCUGGGACACGGGGGUGCAGGCGGCCAUCAGGGUGGGGGACUGGAAGCUGCUGACGGGUGACCCGGGGCACGGGGACUGGGUGCCGCCACAGAUGCUCACCAACUUCCCGGGGAACUGGUGGAACCUGGAGCGCGGGACGGGCCUGCGCGAGUCGCUGUGGCUCUUCAACGUGACGGGCGACCCCUUCGAGCGGCAGGACCUGUCCAGACAGCGGCCGGACGUGGUGAGGGAGCUGCUGGCUCGGCUCGCCCACCACAACCGCACCGCCGUGCCCGUCCGCUUCCCCCCGGAGGACCCCCGGGGCAGCCCGCACCUCAACGGGGGGGCCUGGGGGCCCUGGGUGGGGGACGAGGAGGGGGAGAGGGAGGACAACGACCUGGGCCGGACCCCACGCAGGAAGGGCUGGAGCAAGGGCAAGAGUAAGAAGAAGAAAAAGAAAUGCAAAAUUUGCAAACUGAAGUCCUUCUUCCGAAAGCUGAACACCAGGAUGAUGUCCAACAGGAUUUGAGAGGGGAAAAAACCGUAGCUCCACAGUCACUGAGCCUGAAAAUGUGCGCAUUUAUUUGAGAACUUCGAAGGGGAACACUUGCCUGUGUUUACUCUACAGUAUGUCUUUCCAGCAUUAGUUAUUUUUUUUGCAUUCCAGAUUGCCACACCAGAUGUUGGUUGCGGGGGUUUUUAAUUUCAUUAUCUGGUGUUCCAGUCACAGUAUCUUCCUUUCAAUAAUGCACAAGUACUAUUCAGCUUUUUUUCCGCAUGUCCCAGUAUAUUUCAAUAUUGAACAAGUCACAUUUGGUUUAAAAGUCCAUCUUCCUGUUAUGGUGUUCCUUGGUAGACCUUAACAGCUCUCGACAAAUAGCUCUAUAGGAGUAGAGCUAUAGGAGUAGAGCUACAACUUGAAACUUUGUUUCAAGAGCUCUAUGUAUGCAUUGUGUAUGCAUAGUCUGCGACCAUACCUCUGUAGCAGUUGCUAUGCAACUAAUCAGCUCUCUCACUGUGUCACUGUCACUCAGUAAUCAUAUCUCUUUCAUGAUAGCCCUUUGACUCUGCACAGUAGGUGGAUUCAUUGUAAAAAAAAAAGAAUCAUGAAAACAAGGAUCAUUAAAAAGUAGCAAUUCAAAGGCUAGGGGGGCAACACACAGUUAAACACAAAGAUGUAGUGAUCACUCCGUCGCCCCGCCUUCAACAUUUUAUUUUGUGCUUGACAGCGUAGUUAAACCACCGAAAAGUAAUGGCUGGAGUGAGUUUAUUGCGAUCCUGCUGGCAGGCCCCCUGGUGGUCAUGUCAGUUUGUAGACACGGCACAUAAAGUCGGUCAUGUGUGGAACACAUGUUGAACUGCGGGGCGUUCGCCGGGGACGGAGCUGUAGCUGUGCUUCGCUGUUUCGCACAAGCCCGGCGCAGCAGGGGUCGCUGGGGUCAGGAGCUGUGACCUGACCGUUUCUCAGGUUUCUCAAAGGGAAUACAGCAAAUUAAGCAUAAAACUGGGGUCAGUGACUACUCCGAGAAGGGAUACUUCAGUUGCUGACUUAAAGUUUUACAUUAGUUCAUUUUUAAUGUGUUUUUCAAGACAGUUUCUCUGUGUAAUUAAAGAUAUUUUAAAUAUUCAUGAUAUUAAAAUAUCUUUUUGCUCUCUUUGGGUGCAAAUGAGUAAAUAUUUCAAGCAAAAAAAGUACAAAUGAAUUAUAUAUUGUUGGCUAGGACCUCUAGUAUUUUAUGUACCUAUUUGUGUACCCCAGCAACAAGCAUUUGUACCUUUUUAUGCACUUUUCAUACAUUUAUUUCUGAGAUUGUAUGACCUGCCAGACUUACAAUGGCAGGCAUAGAAUAUGUGGGGAUUCCUGGUAUAAGGCAAGAAAGUACACUUCAAGUACUUCCAAAGCAGCUUGCACAGAUUAAUUUUAUAGUGUUUGCUAAAUGCAAAUAUCAGUUUUUAUACAGAACUGGUACCUUAAUUCCUUACUUCAGACCACAAACCCCCAAACUGCCUCGUACCUGUCAUUGUAAAGCCAUGGAAAUAUCUACAAUAUCCUUAUUUGACAGAAUGACUGUUUAGGCCAACCGAAAGCACACGCUAAAACAAAUCCCUGGUGUAAAAUCCAGCUAUGACCAUCUUGAAAUUGCCAGCUACCAGCUGUUUCAAAACAUAGCUUGAGCUGAACAAACUAUGUUGGUCUGAACGGGUCAACCAGCUACCAGCUGUUUCAAAACCUAGCUUUUUUUCAGCAGCGAUGAGAAACAAAAAAAAAAAAAAAACUGAACCAUCCCUUUAUCUCAAUGCCAUGCCAACUGCACUCUUCAUUUUGACUUCUUUUUAGUUUUGUGAAACAGAUUGUAUAAAUCUGGGGAAAUAGAACAAACAAAUAUAAAUAGAGCUGAAAAUAACCACAAUGCCAAUAUAGUCUCCUUCACGCUGUGCCUGCAUAGUUCCUAUAAUCCCCCUCUCCUUCCUUGCAUUGCGUUGAGAUUCGCACGCAGCAUGGUUGCUCAGUAGGGGCUGCGACUGCUCUUGUUAUUUCCGUCGGGAGCUGCGGUUUAGUGCCGCUCGGGAUACUAAUGGCCAUUAAUUGGUCCGGGGGCCUAGGAAGUGUGGUUGAGCAUUGGAAAUGGCUGUAGAGGCACAGGCUGGGAUCACUACAUCACUGUCCAUGGGAGCUGAGAGCUGCUGGCUCUCCCUUUACCUGGGAGUCAGAUGUGAAGACAGUCAGUAGCACUAUUUGUCAGUUAAUUACCUGAGAGAAAAGAAGGUCCUGAUUUGAGGUCCUGAACAGAAUUGACAAGUCCCAGGGUCAAUAACUAAAAGUCUUGCCAUGUGUUUCUUCCACCCAGGAACUAUUCUAGUGCUAUCUCCUGGAUGAAGAACUGUGCUAAUUAGCCAAUUAGCCAGGUGAUUGGAAGGAAAUACCGGGGAGGACAUUUGCUUCCUGAGUCUGAAUUUUCCACCUAUGCCACACAAUAGGUUACCAGUGACAUGUUGCUAACAACUGAAGGUGUCCUUUUAGUUGGCACUAAACUCGGUGUAAUGUCAUGUAAACGACAAUUAAGCAAAAAAGUGUUUUUGUUACAGUUUUUAAGUGUUAGUUUCACGGGUUAUGGAUGCGUGUUUGUGUAUUUCAAACUUUUGAUACUGUUCGGAACAUAAUUAAGAAUAAAGAUGCCAUUUUAUGGUUGUUUCGUGAA
Molecule: messenger RNA, 4809 nt
Organism: Conger conger (European conger)
Lineage: Eukaryota; Metazoa; Chordata; Actinopteri; Anguilliformes; Congridae
Product: arylsulfatase I-like
Exons: 2
Coding region: 390-2138 (582 amino acids)
Source: RefSeq, a predicted model, not a curated record